AUGACCGUCACCCAUGACUUGACCCAUCGGGGGUCUACCCAAGGAAUAAACGGGAUGGCCCUCGAGGACCGAUUCGAGGUCUUGAAGGAGAUUGGAGAUGGCAGCUUCGGCAGCGUGGUCUUAGCCAGAGUGCGAAGCGCAGGUGCCAACGUUGCCCGUCGCGGCACUGUGAUUGCUAUCAAGACGAUGAAGAAGACGUUUGAGUCCUUCACGCCCUGCAUGGAACUGAGGGAGGUCGUCUUCCUCAGGACAUUGCCUACCCACGCCCAUCUUGUUCCCGCCCUUGACAUUUUCCUUGACCCCUUCACCAAGAAGCUACACAUCUGUAUGGAAUAUAUGGAGGGAAAUCUCUACCAACUAAUGAAGGCGAGAGAUCAUAAAUGCCUCGACAACGCAAGCGUCAAGAGCAUCUUGUUCCAGAUUAUGCAAGGUCUCGAACACAUACAUGCUCACAAUUUCUUCCACCGAGAUAUCAAGCCAGAAAACAUUCUUGUAUCAACAUCAUCUCACCAGGACUAUGCAAACUCUUUUAGACGAUAUUCCGCCAUGGUGACACCCCCGUCAACUCCCCCGGCAUACACAGUUAAGAUCGCCGACUUUGGCUUGGCGCGCGAAACGCAUUCGAAGCUACCUUACACCACCUAUGUUUCUACACGGUGGUAUCGCGCCCCAGAGGUAUUACUACGCGCAGGCGAGUACUCGGCCCCGGUGGAUAUCUGGGCCAUCGGCGCAAUGGCUGUUGAGGUCGCUACCCUUAAGCCGCUUUUCCCUGGUGGAAACGAGGUCGACCAGGUUUGGAGAGUCUGCGAGAUCAUGGGAAGCCCGGGGAAUUGGUAUAACAAAGCGGGUGCCCGUGUCGGCGGCGGUGAUUGGAGAGAAGGAACCCGCCUCGCCGGCAAGCUUGGGUUUUCUUUCCCCAAGAUGGCGCCUCAUGCCAUGGACACAAUCCUCCAAGCGCCACAAUGGCCGGCAUCAUUGGGCCAAUUUGUGACCUGGUGUCUGAUGUGGGAUCCUAAAAACCGGCCAACGUCCACCCAGGCGCUCGCUCACGAGUACUUUACCGAUGCCGUUGAUCCCCUACGACCCAAGUCAUCGGCGUCCCGAAUUUUAGGACGGAAGCAGUCGGAUCUCAGCCGAGGCAAGGACUCGGCUGCGUCCACUCCGACCUCUUCAAAACCCUCCUGGUUUAGGAAAUCCUUAAUCGGGCGCUCAGAGAGUACGGAAAUUGUCGUGACACCGCAACCUAGUGUCAAGGAGAACAUUGCCCCUCGACCUUCACCAGUACAAGCUGCUUCGGAGGCGGCGGCGGCGGCGGCGGCGGCAGCGGCAGCGGCAGCAGUACCUAAAGUCAAGCCGGCUGCUAGCAAAAGAACGACAUGGACUAAUGGUCCAUCAAACGUCGCGCCAAUGCCGAUACUUCCCACCAUACGGCCCAUCUCUCCGUUGUCCGAUGCUGUGACCGCGCAGGCUAGCAACAGGACACCCGCGUACAACGAUGCUUACGUGAUUGGGACGCAGAGGAGUACUCAAGCCGAGGAGAAGUCGAAGAAGAUUGGCCGCCAGCUGUCGGUUGCUUCGAGUACAAAUCACUACGCUGAGCUUCAUAGGCAACAAGCUGAGCGGGCUUUGAAUGGCAACUCUGGUCUUGCAUCACCGCCAAGUGGGCAAAAGGAGAGCUUCUUCUCGCAUCUACGGAAACGAGCGAGAAGAUUCUCUGGGCGACAUCAGACACCGAUUUCGCCGACCCCCGAUGAUAUCGAGGCGCAGGCUGGCUGCGGGCCGUGGGCAAGCAACAGGUCAUCAAUGAUUAUUGACAACCAGUUCCCGGCUCCUGCACCCAAGGACACAUAUGACUCCUUGGACAAGACACUGCGAGACAUUCCGCAUGUCACACAUGUCACGGAAAUUGCCCCUGCCCCGCCGAUUCACCAAUCGUCAUCGCCAAGUAGCAAUCUCAAACGCCACCAUUCGCUACCGCACCAUCAGCCACGAUCCGUGGAUAACCUCCUUGGCGCGGCUCGGGGGGGAGGCCCGAUAUCUAGCCGGACCCGGAGAGCACAGGCGACGCAAGGCGUUCACCAAUACGAUGCUCCAGACGAAGAAGAUGAGCUGCUAGACGAAGUCCUCACGUCGACCCGCCGUGUGAUGAAGCGCCUCGAACGAGAUCCCAGAACUCUGAGGCAAUCUGCCAGCAAUCUUGGGCUGUCAAAUCCGUACCCGACGCCGUCGCCGUCUGCUAGCGGUCAUGCUGUGCUCUUUAGCGAUGGACAAGAGGCAGUCACCCCCAAGCCUCUGGACCUCCACAAGAAGACUUCGGCUUAUAAGUGGCCCACACCUCCGUAUGACGAAAGCGACUGGGCAGCCUCAGCAUCAGCAAGCAUCUGGGCGGCUGGGAACCGUUUCUGA
Lasiosphaeria miniovina is the source of this 2406-nucleotide messenger RNA. Its product is annotated as kinase-like domain-containing protein. The transcript has 2 exons. Bases 1 to 2406 code for a protein of 801 amino acids. Gene Ontology annotation, biological process: intracellular signal transduction; protein phosphorylation. Gene Ontology annotation, cellular component: nucleus; cytoplasm. Lineage: Eukaryota; Fungi; Ascomycota; Sordariomycetes; Sordariales; Lasiosphaeriaceae. The record is from RefSeq and is a predicted model, not a curated record. Gene Ontology annotation, molecular function: ATP binding; protein serine/threonine kinase activity.